UCGUGAAGCAGACCGCAGUGUUGAAACUUUGCCUAUCCACCAUGCCAGUCUCAAAAGUGUUGGCACGUCAAAUUUUUGACAGUAGGGGCAACCCUACAGUGGAGGUAGAUGUUACAACAGAAAAAGGGAUGUUCCGAGCAGCUGUUCCUAGUGGGGCUUCAACUGGUAUUUACGAGGCUUUGGAAAUGAGAGAUAAAGACCCUAAGUUUUACCAUGGGAAAGGUGUUUCAAAUGCUAUCAAUAAUGUGAAUAACGUUAUUGCACCUGCCCUAAUCAAAGCUGGUUUGGAUGAAGCUGACCAGACAGCAGUGGAUACAUUUUUAUUAGGUCUUGAUGGAACUGAAAACAAAAGUAAACUGGGUGCAAAUGCCAUUCUUGGUGUUUCCUUAGCUGUUUGUAAAGCUGGAGCUGCCAAAAAAGGAGUUCCGCUUUACUGCCACAUUGCGGAUCUAGCUGGAAACAAGGAUGUUAUUCUUCCUGUCCCAGCAUUCAAUGUCAUCAAUGGAGGCAGCCAUGCUGGGAACAAACUGGCCAUGCAGGAGUUCAUGAUUCUUCCAACAGGUGCAAGCUCAUUCAAGGAGGCCAUGAGAAUGGGAUCAGAGGUUUACCACCAUCUGAAAGCAGUCAUAAAGAAAAAAUAUGGCCAAGAUGCCUGUAAUGUGGGUGAUGAGGGAGGUUUUGCUCCUAACAUUCAGGACAACAAGGAAGGUCUGGAUUUGUUGGUGGAAGCCAUUGAAAAGGCAGGUUACACGGGGAAAAUCAAAAUUGGCAUGGAUGUAGCAGCAUCAGAGUUCUGUAAGGAGGGAAAAUAUGACCUAGACUUUAAAAAUCCAAAGUCUAAUCCAGCUGAUUGGAUAACUUCUGACCAGUUGGCAGAUAUAUACAGAGGCUUUGUUUCCAAUUAUCCAAUUGUCUCCAUUGAGGAUCCUUAUGAUCAGGACGAUUGGGAAGCUUACUCUAAACUAACAGCCUCAGUACAAAUCCAAAUAGUAGGAGAUGAUUUACUGGUAACAAAUCCAAAGCGAGUCCAGAAGGGUAUUGACAUCAAGGCUUGUAACUGUCUCCUGCUGAAGGUCAACCAAAUCGGCAGUGUCACAGAGUCAAUUCAGGCAUGGAAAAUGUCCAAGGACAACAACUGGGGUGUAAUGGUGUCCCACAGAAGUGGAGAAACAGAGGACACAUUUAUCGCAGAUCUUGUAGUUGGGCUGUGUACCGGACAGAUUAAAACAGGUGCCCCAUGCAGAUCUGAACGUUUAGCCAAGUACAACCAGAUUCUCCGCAUUGAGGAGGAAUUAGGGGCAGGAGCCAAAUUUGCCGGGGAAAAAUUCCGCUACCCUUACUAGAAAUUUAGCAUAAUCUUAAGACACUUAUUUUGUUUAGAUAACAUAUUCUUGUAUUUAUGAGAUUUUUUUUUUUUUACAAUUGCUGUUUUUGAUUAAUGUUUGCUUUAUAGGAACUUGAGACACUAUCAUAAUAAAGACUUUAAAACACAAGAACAACAUUCCAAGUAGGAAAAAAAUCAACAUUUCAGCACACAUGAUGAGUUGUUUGGUUGUUAACUUUUGUUUUACCCCAAAUUCUACAUAUACCCUAUGUUGAAAAUAUGGUACAAAUGGUGCAGGAUGGAAGAUGUUCUGUCUAUAUAUAUGUGAUAAAAAAUGCAUUAGUCUUGAAUGUUGAUAAAUGAAUUCACCAGUUAUUAAGUUCUGUAAGUCCAUGUUACUAUUGAGUGUAGAUUGUUUACCUUGUUGUAACUAUUAAUGAUGUAUAAUACUAACUAUAUGUGGUUAUUCAGUAACAGUAAUACAUGUGGUUCUGAUGUCCACACAAGGAAAUAUUUUUUAUCCUCUCCCAGACAAAUUAGUGCUAGAGUUGAUCUUUGAAUGAGACAACUCAAAAACUUGUCUUUGUUGAAAUGUUUCUGAUUGAUGUGGAUUGAAAGGAUGUAAGAAACAGUUAUAUCUCUCUACUUUGUUGGCAAUUUUGGAAUGUGUGUGUGUGGAUGGUGGGUGUGAUGGAGUGAAUGAAAAACUUCCUGUUUGAUCACUGUGUGUACACUUUUAGAAUUUUUAUGUAUGUCCUGUAGAAAAUGUGAAAUUAUGGAAUAUUGGAUUGCUGUCCUAGAAAAUUGAGUUGUAAUAACAGAUGAAUGUUUUUGCUUAUUUGUUACUGAAAGUGUUAGAUGUGUGUAAAUGGUGUGAGUGGGGUUAUGUUUCCCAAACAAACCCAUUUCCCAUCACAGAAAAAGUGCUAGAGUUCUGUCUGUAUAAAGACAAACUCAGAUUUCUGUAUUUGGUCCUUGUUCUUUAAUGUACCUCUUGUAUUGAUCUGUGUAUCUCAAAGUUGUCAACAUGAAGUCUACAACAAAGAUGUUUGAUAAUAGAUCCUUUAUCCAUGUGUACAAUGUAGAUUUAAUAUUUUGUUGAAAGUGUGCUGAUAUGUUGAUUUUAUACUCAAUUUUUUUUAACUGGUACCCUACUUGCUAGGUAGAGGAGUAGGAAUCUAUUACCGUGCAUGCUAACUGCCGUAUUGUUCCCUUAAAAUGUUUAUUUGCAGAAGUGUUAACGUAAUAAAAGGCUUUGCUUGAA
Messenger RNA from Saccostrea echinata, 2588 nucleotides. Its product is annotated as enolase-like. The coding region runs from base 42 to 1343 and encodes 433 amino acids. Gene Ontology annotation, molecular function: magnesium ion binding; phosphopyruvate hydratase activity. Gene Ontology annotation, biological process: glycolytic process. Gene Ontology annotation, cellular component: phosphopyruvate hydratase complex. The transcript is spliced from 14 exons. NCBI's taxonomy places the organism in Eukaryota, Metazoa, Mollusca, Bivalvia, Ostreida, Ostreidae. The record is from RefSeq and is a predicted model, not a curated record.